AUGGCAGAAAAGAAAUCCUUGUUGUUCUACUUCGCUGUUAUUUUAGUUAUUUUGAGCACUCUUGCACAAGAAGCGGAAGCCCGAAGAAAAAUUCUGAGAGGAAGACGUGUGAUGACACGAACUUACUAUCAUGGUAACGCUGUACCAGCAUGGGCGAUAAGUUUAAUGGCUGGUAUAGGAAUGUUGCUAAUAGGCGGAGUUUUGUACAUUGUAAUGAGGAAAAUUGUUCUGUCGUCAGAGACUAGAUCCCUUAACACAUAUCAGCCAGCCAUGCAGAAUGAAGAUGUUUAA
Molecule: messenger RNA, 291 nt
Organism: Parnassius mnemosyne (clouded apollo)
Lineage: Eukaryota; Metazoa; Arthropoda; Insecta; Lepidoptera; Papilionidae
Source: the annotation of a GenBank genome assembly